Gryllus bimaculatus (two-spotted cricket) is the source of this 1022-nucleotide messenger RNA. Lineage: Eukaryota; Metazoa; Arthropoda; Insecta; Orthoptera; Gryllidae. The record is from the annotation of a GenBank genome assembly.
AUGGGUACGUCCCCUGUAUAUCCCAAAAUAAUCGGACGGCUGGACGGCUUGCUGUUUCCCAGGGCGGCGUCGCUGCUCGUGUCAGCCCUCACCCUACCGCUGGCGCUUUGGAGAUGGGGCAGACGCCGCUUUCACAUGAUACGUCUGGGCGCCAAAUUCCCGGGGCCGUUCGCUAUGCCCAUAGUCGGCAAUGCCUUGGACCCUGGAACCAUUGACGCCGCAGGAGAUAAAUGGCGAUCGCGCCGCAAGAGGCUGACCCCGGCGUUCCACUUCAAGAUCCUCGACCAAUUCCAAAGCGUCAUCCUCAACUGCGGGAACGAGUUCGUGCGGCAGCUGCAGAAGCGCGCGGGGGGUGCCGCUUUUGACGUUUGGCCGCUCGUCAAACUUCUUACCCUCGACGUCAUAUGUGAAACUGCAAUGGGAGUAAAAAUGAAUGCACAGAUAAACAGUAGUUCAAAAUAUGUUAAUGCGGUUGAAGAGAUAUCAGACAUUACUGUGAAACGUAUUAUUCAACCGUGGCUGCACAUCGAUUUCAUUUUCUAUUUGUCUUCCAUCGGCCGCAAAUAUAAGAAGUGCCUGGAAGUACUACAUGGCACUACUGAUAAAGGCCAUGAUACUACAGCAUCUGCAAUAUCGUUUACCAUGUUUGCACUAUCCCGUCAUCAAGACGUACAGGAAAAAGUUUUAGAAGAACUGAAGACAGUGUUUGACAGAUCACAGCCUCUAGAACCAACGAUGCAACAAAUUUCGGAAUUGAAAUACCUCGAAAUGGUAGUCAAAGAGUCUCUCCGAAUAUACCCACCUGUUCCGCUAUUUUAUCGAGACACCAACCAAGACGAGAAACUACCGUCGAGCCAACGAUUUGCCAUGCUGGAACUGAAGAGCAUCAUCGCUAAGGUGGUGUGGAACUUCCGCAUCCUGCCGGACUUGGAUUUUGAGCCAGUGAUGUCCUGGAAGCUCGUCCUGAAAACUGAGAACGGCGUGCGCUUGAGGCUGGAGCAGCGGAGUUAGCACACGUGGCU